AUGGACGAUAAUCCAAGUACUGGCGUAGAAUCGUUAACUGCGGGCUUGGAUGAGCUUGCUUCUUACCUCGAAGGGAGCACUAUUGUCGUCCAAGCAUACACUGAUAUUAUCGAGCGCAAGUAUGCGCGUCCGGCAUUAGACAAAAUCUCCAGAUACUUCCAGGGUCAGCCGUUGACGAUGAUAUGGGUUACGAUCACUCUGGCCCUCUUCGCUGUUAUGAGUAUCCUGCCGGUACUGUCGUUCAUAGGCCUGUCCAUCUUCGCAGUUUGCAGCUGCAUGUCCAUUGCUCUUGCGUUCGCAUUAGCGGCUGCCGUCGCAUUUGAAAUUGUGUUCACCAUGGUUCUCCUUUCGGUACUAGGAGGACUAUUACUCUUCUCUUCCGUCAUCACCACAUUCGGCGCGAUGGCAUACCUUACAUUCUGUCUCGUCCAACACUUCCAAACACAUGGGCGCUUUAGAAUCGCAGAAUGGGUCCAGGAAGCAAAACAACACUUCACUUCUGUCAGUGCGAAACCUGAAGACAAUGACGAUUCGGAUGGGUCUGGUGUUCUCAUUGCACACGAAGCUAACGGUGCAGUGAAACGUGAAAGCAGGUCUCCUUCUCCUUCGCGCUACCUGUUGACAUCCGGUUCGAAUUGA
This is a messenger RNA of Suillus bovinus, 639 nucleotides long. RefSeq lists its product as uncharacterized. The transcript is spliced from 5 exons. NCBI's taxonomy places the organism in Eukaryota, Fungi, Basidiomycota, Agaricomycetes, Boletales, Suillaceae. Bases 1 to 639 code for a protein of 212 amino acids. The record is from RefSeq and is a predicted model, not a curated record.